This is a messenger RNA of Dictyostelium discoideum AX4, 1365 nucleotides long. RefSeq lists its product as hypothetical. The coding region runs from base 1 to 1365 and encodes 454 amino acids. The record is from RefSeq and is a predicted model, not a curated record. Lineage: Eukaryota; Evosea; Eumycetozoa; Dictyosteliales; Dictyosteliaceae. The transcript has 2 exons.
AUGGAACAAGAUGAUAUAUCAUUUAGAAUAACAUUGAACCAUUUGAAACAAGAUUUGGUUGGAUUAGAAAAGUUUGAAGACAAUAAACUUUAUCAAGAUUUUAUAACAGAUAGAUUUAAACAACAUCUUUUACAGAAACAAGAACAAGAACAAGAACAACAAAAACAACAACAACAACAACAACAACAACAAGAGAAGAAAUCAGAAAAACAUAAUCAAUAUGAUCAAAAUGAAUAUAAUCAAUAUGAUCAACAUGUUGAAAAAGAUCAUACUGUUGUCAAUCAAUAUGAACAUUUAUCACAAACAACAACCACCACAACAACAUCAACAACAACAGCGACAACAAUAACAGACGAUAACAAUAAUGAUAUAAACAGUAAUAAUGAUAUCACUAAAAAUAAAUCAAUUGAUAUAUUCGAUUUAAUUUUAGCAAAUGUAAAUGUUGAUGAAAUUGAUGAAGAUUACGUUUAUAUAAGAGAGAUAGAUAAUGAUUUAUAUUUAAAAGAUAUAAAUACUACUUCCCCAAUUUUAGAUCAUACAGACAAUAAUAAUAAUGAAAAUAGUAAUUCAAAUCAAGAUAAUAACACUGAUGAAAACAAUAAUAAAAAUGAUAAUAAUAAUGAUAAUGAUGAUAAUAAUAAUAAUAAUAAUAAUAAUAAUAAUAAUAAUAAUAAUAAUAAUAAUAAUAAUAAUAAUAAUAAUAAUAAUAAUAAUAAUAAUAAUAAUAAUAAUAAUAAUAAUAAUAAUGAUAAUAAUGAUAAUAAUGAUAAUAAUGAUAAUAAUAGUAAUAUUAAUAAUAAAGAAACCAAUAAUGAUCAAAAGAAAACCAAGAAAACUAAAAAAAAUGUAAAUAAAAAAGUAAAUAAUGGUAGUGACUCUCCUAUUGAUAAUUUAAAUUUAGGAAGUGCCAAUAAUAGUGAUAAUGACAAUGAUGGUAGUGAAAAUGAAGAGGAAGAAGAAGAAGGAGAUGACGAAGUAAAUCAAGAAGAAAAAGAAAGAAAUAAAAUGAAAAGAGAAAUAAGAGAAAAUAAAAAGAACAUGAUUAAAAAGAUUAAAGAAUUAAAAGCACACGAUGAUACUUUUAAUGAAGCAUUCAAAUUUAUAGAUAUCAAUAAAUGGUUACAAACAAAGGGUUCUGAUAUCAUUUCAAGCGAUGGAUCUUUAGAGUUUGAUAUAAAAGAGUGCAUGCAUUCAUUGGAAGAUAAGAUUAAUGAAUUAAAUAAUUUAAUGGAAAUUUCUUCACUUUGCAAAAACAAUAAUGACACUGGAAAUAAUAAUAAUAAUAAUAAUAAUAAUAAUAAUAAUAAAUCAAAAUUAUCUUUUUCUUCAAAUAUUAUCAAUAAUGACGAAGAUGAUGUUAGAUAA